Molecule: messenger RNA, 222 nt
Organism: Aureobasidium vineae
Lineage: Eukaryota; Fungi; Ascomycota; Dothideomycetes; Dothideales; Saccotheciaceae
Source: the annotation of a GenBank genome assembly
AUGUCUGCUAUCACAAUUCUCGAACCAAGUGACACCGAAGUUGGCCAUAAGACUUUGAAUGGGAAGUCACCGACCUUGAUAGAAUUGGAUACUUCCCAGGAGGAUUGGGUAUAUCCUUAUCCUACUGAUUUCAAGAUACACGAGCAUCCUCUUGAUGAGAUUCGCGAGCUCAAGGUACAAGCAUCAGACAUAAAUUGCGAUGGUCAACUGACCAUUGUAUAG